Molecule: messenger RNA, 1129 nt
Organism: Salvelinus sp. IW2-2015
Lineage: Eukaryota; Metazoa; Chordata; Actinopteri; Salmoniformes; Salmonidae
Product: solute carrier family 46 member 2-like
Biological process (GO): transmembrane transport
Cellular component (GO): membrane
Molecular function (GO): transmembrane transporter activity
Source: RefSeq, a predicted model, not a curated record
GGUCGUGAUUAGCACAUUUCAACAGACUCCGGUGGCAGUCCUUGGUGAAGUUUGGCGCCGGGGUCAGAGAGUUACACCGAGUCUGGUGGGUGUUGUUGUUUCACCACCUGUCGGUUUCUAUCGGGACUAAUCAUGUUACCAUUGGGUACACUGCGUAAACGCAUCGAGCCAGUGGUCCUAUGUGCCCAAAUAGCAAGCGCGUUUUUCGACACCGGCUUGCAGAUGGUGGUAAAAGAGCAAUGCGCCAUUGCGACUGAUGCGCUUAAUCCAACCCCCACCGAGGACAGCCGGCAGAAAGCUAUGUCCAACUUUUACAUGAUAUAUAACAUGCUGUCCAAGUUCGUUCCGAUCCUACCCGCCAUUAUCUUAGCCAAGGUAGGGGACCUGGGGUACCGUAAGAUCCCCAUCGUCAUCCCUCUGGUGGGUUACCUGGUCUCCAGAGUGGUCUUACUCCUGGUCAUAGUGAUGGAGCUCCCAAUCCAGGCCAUGUUCGGCGGGGUGACGGUCCACGGACUCAGCGGCGGGUUCUGCUCCUACUGGGCCGGGGUCAUGGCCCUGGUGUCGCUCACCUCCACCGAGGAGGACCGGUCUCUCCGCAUGAUGCGCAUGGAGCUGGUCUACGGCGUAGCCGGUCUCAUCGGUAGUUUGGCGUCCGGGCACCUCUUCCAGUUGUACAGUGUGGACUUUAAACAGGGGACUCUGUUAGUGAGCCUGAGUGUCUUCCUCUACUUUKUGUGUCUCAUCUACACAACGUUCUUCUUUUUAAUGCCAACCGUCUCGCCAAGCGCACAAGAGCGCAACGAGACCAACGGUAUCGACACGCAAUAUUCCAAGAAUAUUCUGAACAUUCUGCUUCUUUUUGCGGGUGGGAUUCUAUAUGACGUGGCGGUGGGAGGAGGCAUGGAGAUACUGGUGACCUUUGAGAUGAAGGAGCCUCUGAACUGGAACGCCACCCAGGUAGGUUACGGUAACGCCGCCGGGUUCCUGGUCUUCCUGACGAGCUUCCUGGGUGUCAUGAUAAUGUCCAGGUGGGUGAGUGACGUCACCCUCAUCAUCAUCGGCAUGGUGUCCUUCGCUGCCGGGAUCUACUUUAUGGCCUUCGUCACGGCAACGUACAUGUUCUAUCUGG